AUGGGUGGGCAAGAUAUAAUCACUUCCCCGCCCCCUGAACACUCACACCACACUGAUGUAUCCACUGACAAACUUUCACGGUUGCAUAAGGCAGUGAAUAUCAAGACACUGGAUUCAGACACAGAGGAACGGGGAAUCUGGGCAGGUCGCCAUAACAUCCGCGACCUCAGUGGCGCCCGUCACACGCCCCAGCAAGUGACGAUAGAUCAAUCCUUCAACUCGUAUGAACACUUGCGUCUGUGCACCAACGAUCGCGUGUGUGUGCGUGGCCAGUUCUGCGACCAGCACUACGGCGUGUGUCGGGACCACAUGACGGAGGGACAGGAGUGUCGUGAGGACGCCAUGUGUGAGGGCGGAUACGACUGCAUGUUCGGCGUGUGCCAAAAGCGCAUCAAGCGUGGGCGUGAGGGCGCCAGAUGCCGUAAGGAGAGGGAUUGUGGAGCAGGGAUGUGCUGCGCUCGUCGCCAUGGAGAGCAGGUAUGUCAGCGGCGUCUGCCGUUGGGCCACAAGUGCUACGUACCUGAGGGCGGCCUCGACUACUCUAUGAACCAAAUUUGCCCGUGCGAGAGCGGCCUUGUGUGCAAAUACACGGCUGAACAGCCUCCUUCUAGGCACCAGCUCAUCGCCCUCAUAUCGGCCUCCGAGGACAUGCGCUGCGCAGCGCCCUCGCAUCGCGUCGACUGA
Molecule: messenger RNA, 684 nt
Organism: Penaeus chinensis
Lineage: Eukaryota; Metazoa; Arthropoda; Malacostraca; Decapoda; Penaeidae
Product: dickkopf-related protein 3-like
Exons: 7
Coding region: 1-684 (227 amino acids)
Biological process (GO): multicellular organism development; negative regulation of canonical Wnt signaling pathway
Cellular component (GO): extracellular region
Molecular function (GO): receptor antagonist activity; co-receptor binding
Source: RefSeq, a predicted model, not a curated record